CUUUCGGCCUGACGUCAUACCAUCGCGAGAGCUGGGAGGGACGCGACAGGUGACAGAACCCGGAAGUGUCGCUGGCUGGGCUCGGUAUCUAGGAGAGAGAAGAGAGGUCUCGGGAUGGACGACACGUUGUUCCAGUUGCGGUUCACGGCCAAGCAGCUGGAGAAGCUGGCAAAGAAAGCGGAGAAGGAUUCCAAUACUGAAAACGCCAAAGUCAAAAAGGCCCUGCAGCAGAAGAAUGUGGAAGUUGCCCGUGUGUAUGCCGAGAAUGCAAUCAGGAAGAAGAACGAGGGUCUGAACUGGCUGCGGAUGGCUUCACGGGUAGAUGCCGUGGCCUCUAAAGUACAGACAGCAGUCACCAUGAAGGGGGUGACCAAGAACAUGGCCCAGGUGACAAAGUCUCUGGACAAAGCCCUGAGCUCCAUGGACCUGCAGAAGGUGUCGGCUGUUAUGGAUAAAUUUGAGCAGCAGGUUCAGAAUUUGGAUGUGCACACAUCGGUAAUGGAGGACUCCAUGGGAUCGGCUAUGACCCUGACCACCCCACAAGAGCAGGUGGAUAAUUUGAUUUUGCAGGUCGCGGAGGAGAAUGGGCUGGAAAUAAUGGAUCAGCUGAACCAGCUUCCGCAGGGUGCUUCCUCCGUGGGCGAGAGUUCCACCCGCACACCGGAAGACCAGCUGUCACGCAGACUGGCUGCUCUGAGGAACUGAUGUCUUGCUGCUUCGCCCUCUCCUUCCUGGAGUUUUUGGUACACUGGGGUCCCUUGAUCACACCUGGCCUUCUCCACUAUAUGUUGGGAAGAUCCUAGGCCCUGGGAUUGUGCUGCUACUGCUUACUGGUCACUCAGUCCAUCUAGGAAGCUGAAGCAUUCUCAUACAGGGGCCUUGAUGCAUGGAUUUCAGCCUAGGAUUAGCGUCUCAUAUGGAGGCAUAAUGUACAAUUAUUCUAUUCUCUCUUAUUGUUCCUGACUCCUUGCCAGAUGAGCCUUGCUGGGAAGGUGGGAACGUUGGUGAUACCAGAGGACGUUCGAGCCGCUGGCCAUCACAUCUGGGGGUGAUCUCAGAAUUUGCUCUGUAUUAAUAAGUGCUUCCUCACAUACUAGAGGUUAUAUAUUAUCUGCACAGUUUCCCCAUCUCGCUGUCCUUACGACUUAAAGGACAUGUCCUUACUCAAUGUGUGCCAGAGACGUGUUACAUUCUCCUACCCGCAGCCAAUCAGAAGAUCAAUACCGUCUGUGUGUGGUGGUAAACCUAAUUACUGUAUGUGGGAUUUACUGACGAAUUGUCCCCGAAUCCACAGAUCACAUCCAGGCGUCUGCUUGUUGCUGUAAGCCCCUGUGCGGAGUGGGUUAAACAUGUGAUGUCUUGUGCCUGUUAACCGUUAAUAUGCUGGGGGGGAUGUCAUGCUUGCCUUGGUAGUUCAUAGGACCAUUAAGGCCUUUUUUCCAUGUAGGUUAGGGGUCAGCAAUCUCUGGCACCCCGGGCUGAUGUGAAACUACAACUCCCAGUUGCUCGGUUGUCUUUGGAACUCCCAUAGAAGUAAAUGGAGCACGCUGAGAGUUGUAGUUUACCACCAGUUGUUGUAGUUAAUUACAAAGUGUCCUGUACUUUAUAAAGAGCAUCUCCUCCUAAUAAUAAGAUUAAUUAUUAACAGUCACUAUUGGCCAUAGGUCCUCGAGUCGUCGGCUUCUGCCACCUUGCUAAAAAUCCCAUUAGAUAUGGGUGUUCCUUAGAAAAGCAGGGUGCCCAUCCAUACGGCCACCAUUAUAGCCUGCACCCAGCUUUUUUUAGGGCCCUGAAUGAAACUUGUACCUAAGUCAUAUUAUACAUUUUUCCAUAUCCGUGUGUGACUAAGCAGAGUUUCCGUUCAGGCUCUUAGGAAAGCCGGGGGCUGGAAUGGCAGCCAUAUUAGUUAUCGCCCAUUUUUCCCCUAGAAGGAGAUGUAACCAAAAGUGGUUCACUAAAGAAAAAACUCAGGAAUUUAUUUUUACAGGUAUUUUUUUUUCCUACAGGGGGAGAUGUUCUAUAAGACAACACUACAUAUGGGCCCC
Bufo bufo (common toad) is the source of this 2045-nucleotide messenger RNA. RefSeq names its product charged multivesicular body protein 1A (gene CHMP1A). The record is from RefSeq and is a predicted model, not a curated record. Bases 115 to 705 code for a protein of 196 amino acids. Gene Ontology annotation, biological process: late endosome to vacuole transport; endosome transport via multivesicular body sorting pathway; protein transport. The transcript has 7 exons. Gene Ontology annotation, cellular component: ESCRT III complex; multivesicular body. NCBI's taxonomy places the organism in Eukaryota, Metazoa, Chordata, Amphibia, Anura, Bufonidae.